Messenger RNA from Phaedon cochleariae (mustard beetle), 1800 nucleotides. The record is from the annotation of a GenBank genome assembly. Lineage: Eukaryota; Metazoa; Arthropoda; Insecta; Coleoptera; Chrysomelidae.
GAAGUUUCUGAAAAAUCGCGUCGGGAUCCUAAACUCCGCGCCAAAUCGCAGAUCGCGGCACUCGCGGGGCGGUCGCUCGAACCGCGCGCGCCCCCUCCGGCGUAUAAAUCCCGCGGGCGGUGGCUUGCCGCCCCCGUUGCACGUCGAGAGCGGCAGAGAUGAGCGGCUCCGGCAAACCGCUGCUGGGCCUCUGGCUGUACCGGAGCGGAGAAGAAUGGGACUACAAGGAGAGCGCUCCGAUCGCGCUGAAGCCGCAGGCCUCCAAAUCUACCGAAGAUCCGAAACAGCUUGAACCCGAAAAGAAGGAGAAGCUCUCCAUCAUCUUCACCCUGAAAAAUCAAGUGGGCGGACUGGUGCGCGCCCUGCAAGCCUUCCAGGACCUUGGCGUCAACGUGCAGCACAUCGAGUCGCGCCCUUCGCCUAACGGCGAAGGGCACGCCGAUUUCCUGGUGGACGUCGAAUGCGAGCCGCGCAGACUCGACCAGGUAGGUAGGCUGCUGAAGCGCGAGGUGGUCACCAUGGUGAUCGGGAAGUUUGGUGGAGAGGAAAGCGAGUUUCCGCCACCAACACCGCUCUCGGCUACCGCCAGCUUCGAUUUCGACGAUAUGCCGUGGUUUCCCAAGAAAAUAUCUGACAUUGAUUUGGCUCAGAACGUGCUGAUGUAUGGGAGUGAACUGGACGCUGAUCACCCAGGAUUCAAGGACCCUGUAUAUCGAAAAAGGAGAGAACAUUUCUACCGCAUAGCGAUGAAUUACAAACAUGGACAACCAAUUCCAAAAGUCAAAUAUACCCCAGAAGAAAUCAAAACUUGGGGUACUGUGCUUCGUGAACUGCAAAAACUCUACCAACAGCACGCGUGCAAAGAGUACCUGGAGAAUUGGCCUCAGCUAGUGAAGUACUGCGGCUACAGAGAGGACAACAUCCCGCAGCUGCAAGACGUCAGCGUAUUCCUCAAGAGGAAGACCGGCUUCCAAUUGAGGCCUGUCGGAGGCUACUUGACCUCCAGGGAUUUCCUCGCUGGGCUGGCCUUCAGGGUGUUCCAUUGCACCCAGUACAUCAGACAUUCUAUUGAUCCUUUCUAUACGCCAGAACCGGAUUGCUGCCAUGAACUUCUUGGACACAUGCCACUGCUAGCCAAUCCAAGUUUCGCACAGUUUUCGCAAGAGCUUGGUUUAGCAUCCUUGGGAGCAUGCCAAGAGGAUGUUGAUAAACUAGCAACACUUUAUUUCUUCACUGUAGAAUUCGGUCUUGCGAAAGAAAAUGGCCACCUCAAAGUGUAUGGGGCAGGAUUACUGAGCUCAGUGGCUGAGCUGAAACACGCGAUCACAGCGCCAGAGAAAGUGAAACGGUUCGAUCCCGAACUGACCUGUCAACAAGAGUGUAUAAUAACGGAUUAUCAGCUGGGUUACUGGUACACAGACUCGUUUGAAGAGGCCAAAGAAAAAAUGCGGACCUUCGCUGAGAAUAUCAAACGACCAUUUGGACUCCGGUACAACCCUUACACACAAAGCGUGGAGGUUUUGAGCAAUGAGAAGAAAAUUACUGAUGUCGUAUCCGAGUUGCGUGGAGAUCUGUGUAUAGUGAACAGCGCACUCAAAAAAAUAAGCGCCAGGGAUGCAAAUUUGGACGUCAACCGCAUAACGACCCUACUGCAAAAAGGCCUUUUAUCAGACUGUGAGAGCCACCCUGAAGAAAGCAAUAAAGGCCUCGAUGAUAACUAAGAAAACUAACUGAUUCUUCCUAAUGAUAUAUUUGUAUAUACCUAAUGAUCUAUAAAAUACAAUAUACCGGAUGGCAGCG